AUGGCUAGUUCCUCUCGAGGAUUACCGCACAGUGGGACUACGUCUACAUUGAACAAUUGGGUGGAUGUUGACAUGAGCGGGAGUCUCAGAGUGGUGGAUGUGAGAGAUAGGCAUACUGAAGAUAUGGGACCAGGAAGAGAAAUGGCAGCAUCUACAACAAUCCCGGAGCGAAGAUAUGCUGGAAAGGGAAUGUUAGGAACGAGGUUGUUGAACGAUAAUGACAAAGUCAGUAAUCAGGAUGAUAACAUUCAACGUCAUUUGAGGAAAGUCAGCGGUGGAUUAAAGAGGAAAAGCAUUCAAUUACUACGAAUGAUGGAGAGGAAAACUUCUUCACAUAACAACGAGACGUCGACACCUGUAAUCCAAAGAAGAAAUGGAUAUUAUCAUGAUGACGAAAAUAUCCCUCCUGUCCAUUUCGAUGAACGGUCAUCAUCAACGGAUCCCUCAGGUUCAAUGCAUUAUACCUCACCAUCCAAAACCAAAACCAAAGCUUUUCCCCUGGCUGCAAUACAUGCUCAACAAAACCAAUGCCAUCUCAAUCGUACUCCUACUCCAACAUCGCGUCAUCACUACAAUUCACCUGACCGACACCUCACCCCUAUCGCUUCUUCAUCUCAUGCUCAAGAUCAAGAGAACACACCUGAAUAUCCAUCAUUCAUUGGAGAUUCCGAUUCAUCCGGUAUUCGAACUUCUCUCAAACCUAGAUAUUCAAGAGUACCAUAUAACACACCAGAGCCCAAUCUCAACACAAGCCAGGUUCAGGUCCAAAGGAAUCGUAUGACCUUUCAAAAAUUGAUAAAUCAACCUCUACCAAUACCUAAUGGCGAACCUUCAAGAUAUAUCUCAUCGUUGUCUACAAAUACCUUUCCAAAUACCAUUGAGAGUAUCCACGAGGAAGAAUACGACAAUAACCCUUUCCUCAUUUCUCUACCUUUCCAAAACAGAAAUAAUUUGAGGCACAGUUCAUCUAUAAUCUCUUUAGUACCUACUUCCACCUCCAUCCCUGAUUCUGAUCAUUCCAAUGAGAUAUCCCUUGGAAUCAACCACAUGGAAAUACAGGAUGAGAAUGAGGAUUAUGAAUGUGAAUAUACACCGAUGUCCGAUCCUUCAUCAGCAUUAGAAGCUCUUUGGGAGUAUGGUUCAUCAGCUUCAUCGACUGAUUCAUCGAUGAAUGUCCAAUCAGAUCGACAAGAAGGAGAUGGCCAUGAUGAUGAUGUCUAUGAAGGAGGCUCGAGACUGAAUUGGAAUCGCAACUCAGGUUGUGAUACGAAUUUAGAUAUGGAUAUGGAUAUUAGUCCUGAUGAAUAUCCAUUCCCACCUGGUCUAUAUGAUAUACCUUUAUCGAAUUUACCUAGUUCUCAUUCACUUUCCCGUUUCACACUUGACGAGGCUUCUCGUCAUCACCGUUCUCACCAUCACUCGGAGACUGGUGGUACCAGCGCAAUAAAGCCUUUCCCAACUUCAAACUCGAAUCAGACUUCGACGCCACUGUCAAUCCCAAUUCCAAUCUCAGAUCCAACCCGAAAUCCAAGUCGAGAUCCGAAAAUAAACAUAAUACCAAAUUCGAUCUCCAGUUCCAAUCCAUCAAACUUUCAAUUAUCUUCGCCGUUAAGUGAUAGCUUAUCGUUAGAAGAUGAGGAAGAAGAUAUACUCGCUCGUACAAGUAUAGCAUAUAGGAUUCCGUUGAAGUUUGAAACUCCUGAAGCCAGACGUAAAAGGAGUUUAUCAGUCGAUUCUCCAUUUGUGGAAUUGUAUAAAGCUUCAGAUCCAGAUUCGAUAGGUGAAUGA
This is a messenger RNA of Kwoniella shivajii, 1788 nucleotides long. RefSeq lists its product as uncharacterized. The record is from RefSeq and is a predicted model, not a curated record. The coding region runs from base 1 to 1788 and encodes 595 amino acids. The transcript is spliced from 3 exons. NCBI's taxonomy places the organism in Eukaryota, Fungi, Basidiomycota, Tremellomycetes, Tremellales, Cryptococcaceae.